Podarcis muralis (Common wall lizard) is the source of this 4323-nucleotide messenger RNA. RefSeq names its product regulator of chromosome condensation 2 (gene RCC2). The record is from RefSeq and is a predicted model, not a curated record. Gene Ontology annotation, biological process: negative regulation of GTPase activity. Gene Ontology annotation, molecular function: small GTPase binding. NCBI's taxonomy places the organism in Eukaryota, Metazoa, Chordata, Lepidosauria, Squamata, Lacertidae. Gene Ontology annotation, cellular component: membrane.
CACGUGGUUUAAUCGGAGACAGACAGAGAUCCCAUUGUUCGCAAUCAAUAUAUAAAAAAAGAGGCAGCCGGGGCUUUUGGAGGGGGGGGGCAAGAAUUAGAUGCGGGAAGAUUCGGAACCUGUAUUCAGACGUACAUCUUGCAAGAGGAGGAUUCCAACCAGUCGGUAUUUCUGAUUGAAAGCUGGAGGGGGGAAAUAAGACGACCCAAGAAAGCUAAAGCGGGACGAUCCGGGGAGAUCGAAGGCGGGCGACCAGGAUGCCCAGGCGGAAAGCGACGGCGGCUUCUUCAGCCACCUGGGACGGUGCCGGCAACGGGACCGGAGGCACGCGCAAGCGGUCCACCCUGCCUCGUGGGGCGCCCCCUCCGGGGAAGAAGAAGGCCCGGGACGGAGGGGGCAGCGGCAGCAGCAACGGGGGUGGCGGCAGCAGCGGGGACGAGCAGGACGGGCUGGCGCUGCCGCCUCCCCCCGUGGCGGCAGGAGGGGGCAAGAAGCCAAGCCGGGCAGGAGGAGGACGGGGCGCUGGGGAGCAGCCCCCCCAAAACCAGGAGUCUCCGCAGGCUGCCGUGGUGGUCAGUGAGCCGGAACACAGCAAGGAACGCAUUAAGCUUGAAGGAUCCAAGUUCAAAGGGCAGCUUCUGAUAUUUGGAGCCACCAACUGGGACUUGAUUGGCCGUAAGGAAGUGCCUAAGCAGCAAGCCGCCUACAGGAACCUGGGCCAGAAUUUGUGGGGCCCCCACAGGUACGGCUCCCUCUCGGGGGUCCAAGUUCGGACGGUGGUCUCUGGGCCAUGCGCCGCUCACAGCCUGCUCAUCACCACCGAGGGAAAACUUUGGAGCUGGGGGCGUAACGACAAAGGGCAGCUGGGCCACGGGGACACCAAGCGCGUGGACGCCCCAAAGGCCAUCGAAGUGCUCUGCAGCGAAACCGUCGUCUCGGCAGCCUGCGGCCGCAACCACACGCUAGCCCUGACAGAGAGCGGUUCUGUAUUUGCCUUUGGAGAGAACAAGAUGGGUCAGUUGGGCCUGGGCAAUCAGACUGACGCCGUUCCCAGCCCCACACAGAUCAUGUACAACGGGCAGCCGAUUACAAAGGUGGCGUGUGGGGCCGAGUUCAGCAUGGCAAUGGACUGCAAAGGGAACUUGUAUUCUUUUGGAUGCCCCGAAUAUGGACAGCUGGGGCACAAUUCUGAUGGAAAGUUCAUCGCCCGAGCCCAGAGGAUAGAGUAUGACUGCGAGCUGGUUCCCCGCCGUGUCGCCAUCUUCAUCGAGAAGACGAAAGAUGGCCAGAUCCUGCCGGUGCCAAAUGUUGUGGUGAGGGACGUUGCUUGCGGGGCAAAUCAUACGCUCGUCUUGGACUCUCAGAAACGCGUCUUCUCCUGGGGUUUUGGGGGCUAUGGCCGCCUGGGCCACGCCGAGCAGAGGGACGAGAUGGUGCCCCGACUAGUGAAGCUUUUCGACUUCCCCGGCCGUGGGGCGGCGCAGAUCUACGCAGGCUACACCUGCUCCUUCGCCAUUAGCGAAACAGGAGGCCUGUUUUUCUGGGGAGCCACAAACACCUCCCGGGAGUCCACAAUGUACCCCAAAACUGUGCAGGAUCUAUGCGGCUGGAAAAUCCGCAGUCUGGCUUGUGGGAAGAGCAGUAUAAUAGUGGCUGCAGAUGAGAGCACAAUCAGUUGGGGCCCGUCUCCGACCUUUGGAGAACUGGUAAGGAGGGCAGACGCAGCUGCUGCGAAAGGCCCACAUCUGGGGGAGGGAAGAAGGAAGGAAGGCUUUUCCAUUGCCGCUUGGUUUGGCCAGGGCUACGGGGACCACAAGCCGAAGUCCUCAACUGCAGCUCAGGAGGUGAAGACUUUGGAUGGCAUCUACACAGAACAGGUGGCGAUGGGCUAUGCCCACUCCCUGGCGAUUGCCCGCGACGAGAGCGAGGCCGAGAAUGAGAAGCUGAAGAAGCUGCCAGAGUACAACCCGCGCACUCUCUGACCCACGCGGGGGCCUCUUCCUCCUCCUCCCCGCCGCCCCACACCCACCGACAAGGCAGUCGCUGCUCCCGUCGUAUGCAAUGGGGACAUGGGAUCCGUACGCGAUGGGGAGAUUGCAGGCACUGGCACUCGUCUCCUUAGACUACCCAAGAUUUCGUAUUUGAUAAGCAUUUUGAAGCUUCCAGCUACCUGUUAACUUUGACUUCCCUGCCCACCCUGCCCUUUCCCCUAAGACAGGUUGCUUUGUAUUUUGGUUUCUUUGGUGGGGGGGCAUGGAGGUGGGACAUUACAUCAAGAAAGAUCUUCUUUUGAAAUUUGAUGAAAAUGGCAGGACUGUUUGUCCAAAUUUGCCCUUUUUUUCUGUUUUCCUUUCCCAUAGCCGAUAUUUUGUUAAGCGGCAGACCAGUAACCAGCAUUUUGAGAAGGGUGAAGGCUAACCCUUCUUUUUCCCCCCUACAGCUGGAAACUAUUUCCUCCUUUGUGGAAGGGACCAUCUUUCUUGUAUAUAUAUUUUUUGUUCCCAAGAAACCUCGAGGUCUCUGUAAGAAGGCUGUCCUUAAAGUAUCUCAGAUUUUUUUUUAAAAAGGGUGCCUGCUGCACUACAGAUUUCCUCAAGCUCGAGGCUUCUGCAAAAGGUUUUUUUCUUUCUUAAUUACGUAGAUUUUUCUGUUGAUGAGGUGCCUCCCGUACUGCAGAUAUCCAGAAGCUCCCCACCUGCUAAAACGGGGGAGUGGGGAACCCUCUGAUGGUGUUGCGGAACUGCAACUCCCAUCAGCCCAAGCCAGCAUGGCCAGUGGCCAGAAGCGAUGGGAAUUGUAGUCAAGAAUUCGAAAAGGCACCUCAGCUGACUGCUCCUGUUUGGGGAGUGUUAUAAAUACCAGGCCAGUCCACCACAUGGGGGCGCUGUCAGAUUCAGCAGCCUCCUAGCGAAUGGUUGAAUUCAUUUGCAGAGCCCCAGGAAUAUUGGGGGGGGGGAGAGAAGCAGGACGAUCGACCCUUGGUUUGAAUUGGGGGGGGCACUCCCUUUUGUUUUGUUGAUAGAGAAUUUAAAUUCCUGAUUCAGCUACUUGGAUGGAAGGAAUCUCCUUCCUUCUCCCACUCCACUAUUUCCACUCUUAACCAAAUUCCACAUGAGCCUCAUGGAUCCUUCUGGCAAGGGAGAGGGAGUUUAUCCCCCCCCCUCCAAAAAAAAUCAGGGCCACGCUUGCAGCUGGUGCAAGUUGCAAGGGUGUCCCUCAUGUACAUUGCAAAUACCCAUAGGCUUCCCCCCCUCAUUUAAAAUGGCUACAGUUCCAGGUUUUAGGCGCCUUGGGUGGGGUGGGCGCCUUUUCACAGUUAUGCAAAGGUGCUUUGGGACGACUUAAAAGAACCGCUCAGCCUCCUCAAUGAAAUAUUAGUUGGCCCCCGGAUUCCUGUUGCAAGUCUAUUAGUUCCUUCUCCCUUCUGCGCCCGUGUGUUGUGUUGGAGAAAUUUUGGUGCCUUUGAAACAGAACUUGCCUCCUCUCUGUCCCAGCAUGAACUCCCUUUUUUCCUAGCAGUAGGUCCCCUCUUCUCCCCCCCCUUCCUUCCUUGAAUCUGCUAGCUCUGUUUUUUUUUUUGGGGGGGGGUGUCCUCCCAGACGGGCGACGUUAGCCCCAUACCACGUUAACAUUUGCAGGUUCAGAGUUCUUGAAAAGGUUGGGGGCUUUUCCGGGAUGCUGGGUUAGAGGGAGCAACCCUAAAGUUUUUGCUUUGUUUUGUUUUUGGGGGGAGGGUGGGGAAGAAAUAGGGGCUGUACAUUGCAUUAUUAUUUGUCUUUUUUAUUUUAGGGGGAAAAAAUUGGAUCUAAACCUACACCUGAAGCGUUUGCUUUUGUCUCCAUUCCUGUUUGUUUGUCUGUCUAGUCAAGUUACGUACCUCAUCCAGAAGAGAUUUUCUUUUAUGGCCUUUUUCUCCUGCGCAAAAAAGUGGUUCCGUUUCUGGAGCUGCAGGGAUGUGUGUGGUACAUGAGGACAUUUAGAGGAGAAACCUAACUGGAACAGAACUUUGGAGAUAACUUAUUUGCAAUGGCGGCGGGGGGGGGGGAGAGAAAGAGGAAACAGACCCUCCCUCUGCAGCAAUGAGUGACAUUAUUCUGUUUUUUUUUAAAUAAAAAAAACAGGCUUUUUGUUUCCGGACCUAGACAGUUCAACUGUUCUAGUGUCUUCCCCUCUUCUCCCCACUCUCUCUUCAUUGUGGAGGAAGGGCUCAGAAAUAAAUAAUUUUGGGUUUAAAUCUGGUGGGAUAAGUUCCUAGCCUAGUCAUGUAACUCCUCUUGGGGGUUUUUUAUAUAUAUUUCUCAAAAUAAAUGUUUAAAUAAAUGA